CCCCAGUGUUAAUAGGUGACCGGAGCCAACCUACCCAAACUUUUUCUUUAAUUAAAACUAAAACAACGUGAAAGACAGGAACUUUUGAAAGCGACAUCAAUGUGCAUAACCUCCAUUAAUUUGUGUUCACCAAACAAACCUUUCAAAUUUUAUCCAAAAUAGGACACACCCAAAUAAAACAAACAGAGAAAAACAGUAAUACAAUUUUUCAAUUAUAGAAGUAUAGUUGUAUGAUAAACAACUAUUAGUUUGCGUACUCGUUUGUCUCACUGCAUUAUUUUACUCCAUAAUUCUUAUCUUCUACUCUACAAUUUUGGGUUUUAUUGCUAAAAUUGCCCUUCAAUUUCUGGCCUAACUCCGACCAUUUUUGGGUUUGGCAACAGAUUGAUUUGUUUUUCUCCAUUUUAGUCACUUGGAUACCAAAAAAAUUUCACUUCUGUUCUCAAAACCCUUAUUUUCAAAUAAUUAAGAUAUUUUUGAUCGUUUUUACACGUGAAUUACUAAAUCGCAGAUAUUAAAAUCAAAACCCAAAUCGUGUUUUUCUUGUAUUGAUUUCUUCAACAUCAAAAAAGAUUGGAUUUUGUUCUAUAAAAAUAAUAAAGAUUUGAUUUUGAUCUCUUCUAUUCCUCCAAUAAAGUUGAGGUUUUAAGGGUUUCUAUUUCUAGGAAGAAAAAAAAUGACAAUUGGUAAUAUGGAGUCUAAAAGAGGGAGGAAAACAAGAAAAGGGAAGCAAAUCCCGAAUGAAAAUGCCCCUUUACUACCCACCAAAAGACAUGAUGAAUCUGGGUUUGAUGAAUUUGAUGGUGCUUCAUUUUCUGGGGCAGUUUUUAAUUUGUCAACUACUAUUAUUGGUGCUGGAAUUAUGGCUCUACCAGCUACUAUGAAGAUUUUAGGCCUUGGUCUUGGGAUUUUUAUGAUCAUUUUUAUGGCUUUUUUGACUGAGAGAUCAAUUGAUAUGCUGCUGAAAUUUAGUAGGGCAGGAAAAUCUUCAUCUUAUGGUGAUGUUAUGGGAGAUGCUUUUGGAAAAGUUGGUAGAAUUUUGCUGCAAGUUUCUGUUUUAGUUAAUAAUAUUGGUGUUCUUAUAGUUUACAUGAUUAUCAUAGGUGAUGUGCUAUCAGGAACAUCUUCCAGUGGAACUCACCAUGCUGGUGUAUUGGAAGGUUGGUUUGGAGAUCAUUGGUGGAAUGGCCGGUUCUUUGUUCUUCUUAUCACAACUAUUUGUGUGUUUGCUCCUUUGGCUUGCUUCAAGCGCAUUGAUUCUUUAAGAUAUACAUCUGCAUUAUCAGUUGGACUGGCUGUUGUAUUUCUUGUAAUUAUGGCCGGAAUUGCCGUUAUCAAAUUGAUAAGCGGAACUGUGAUGAUGCCAAGAUUACUUCCUGACAUUACUGAUUUGAACUCGUUUUGGAAACUCUUCACUGUCGUACCUGUUCUUGUCACAGCAUAUAUUUGUCACUACAAUGUUCACUCAAUAGACAAUGAACUCGAGGAUUCUAGCCAAAUCAAACCUGUUGUUCGAGCAGCGCUUGGUCUCUGUUCUUCUGUGUACGUAAUGACAAGUUUAUUCGGGUUUCUUCUGUUCGGGGAUGGAACUCUGGAUGAUGUCCUUGCAAAUUUUGAUACUGACCUUGGAAUACCAUAUGGUGCCGUUCUGAAUGAUGCUGUUCGUGUCAGUUAUGCUGCACACCUGAUGCUUGUUUUCCCGAUUGUAUUUUACCCAUUGAGGCUCAAUAUGGACGGCCUUUGCUUCCCCUCAUCAGAGCCUUUGGUUAACAGCAAUAAGAGAUUUUCACUGAUUACCACGGUGCUUAUGGUUCUCAUAUUCCUUGGAGCAACUUUCAUACCGAGCAUCUGGGAUGCUUUUCAAUUCACUGGAGCAACCGCUGCAGUUUGUCUUGGAUUCAUCUUUCCCGCUUCGAUUACCUUAAAGGAUCGGUAUGCCAUUUCCGCAAGCAAAGAAAGAUACCUUGCCAUUCUGAUGAUUGUACUUGCAGUGUUCUCAAACGCAGUGGCGAUAUACAGUGAUGCCUAUGCAUUAAUCAAGAAAAAUUCCGUAGCCAGUGAAAAGUGAAAAGACGGUAAAUGCUCCAUUGAAGUUAAACCCAAUCGCACAGCGGAGCAAAGACUGCCCUUUGUCGGAAAGGCAUGUAGAUGGGUUGAUUUUAUGGAAUGAGAAUCGAGACUGGAGACCGGAGAGGUUCAAUAAGAGCACAUGUGGCUCAGUAUGUAAACAGGGAGUUGCCUUUGUACAACUCUCUACUUGUGUCUAUUCUACCAGUGUUGGUUGUUAGUAAAACAGUUAGGAUUAUGUUUAUAUAUAGUUUGUCAAACUGUUUAAUUUAUAUUCUACCUCAACUACUCUUUUAAGUAUAUAUUAGAUUAUAAUAGAAGUAAAUAUACAAACAUUUGUAUUGAAACUUGAAGUUGUUGUUUCUUUCUUGUGGGAGACGGUCUCUCGGUGAAACGACCAUUUAACAAGAAGUUUAUAUGCUAGUAAUUUGUAUUAUUAGGUCAUAUGUGUUUUUGUUUUAUAAGAAUUUGUGUUCUCUGUUUUUAUAAGAAUUUGUGAGACAGUUUCAUAAGGAUUUGUGUUCUUUGUUUUUAGUCCAAAUAUAUUUUUUAUCUU
Messenger RNA from Amaranthus tricolor (Joseph's coat), 2623 nucleotides. Its product is annotated as amino acid transporter AVT6A-like. The transcript is spliced from 5 exons. Bases 677 to 2068 code for a protein of 463 amino acids. NCBI's taxonomy places the organism in Eukaryota, Viridiplantae, Streptophyta, Magnoliopsida, Caryophyllales, Amaranthaceae. Gene Ontology annotation, biological process: amino acid transmembrane transport. Gene Ontology annotation, molecular function: amino acid transmembrane transporter activity. The record is from RefSeq and is a predicted model, not a curated record.